UGCUGGCAGAGCAGUCGCCUACCACGAAGGCGUGAUGAGUUCACCGGCGAAGCAGACCACGAACUUGGCAGCGAUCCCCGCGAUUCACGAUGACAGCGCUAGUGAGGCGGAGAACGACUACAUGGACGAGUCAUUCGACCUGGAUGAAUCCGUUGAAGAAGAAGAGGAGGAGGAGGACGGCGAGAGGCACGUGUGAAACAAUCCAAUUCUACUUGCCUCACGACAAAAGUAACCAUAAAAUACAAUCAAAGUGUAAGCACAUUGCGU
Messenger RNA from Phytophthora sojae, 267 nucleotides. RefSeq lists its product as hypothetical. The record is from RefSeq and is a predicted model, not a curated record. Bases 35 to 196 code for a protein of 53 amino acids. The transcript has a single exon. Lineage: Eukaryota; Oomycota; Peronosporomycetes; Peronosporales; Peronosporaceae.